AUGCAUUUUAUUUUUCUCCGUCACGCUGCUAGAGCAGACAAAGAGGUUCAUCUGAGUGAUGAAAAUUUUCGCCCGGAUUUGAUUAAUAACGAUCCAUCCUUUUGGUUGGCAGCAUAUGAUCCGCCUCUCAAUUCUUUGAUUGCUGCGCAACAAGUUCAGCGUGCGUUUAAAAGGGUAUCAUCCAGUAUUAAGAGUUUGAAGCCUGAGGGUACACCGUCAGAAAUAAUCAUACAUUCUUCUCCUUACAAUAGAUGCAUUCAAACUUCUGAAUACUUGGCGAGUCAGAUCGUAGCAUCUAGCUCAAAGUUGAAGCACAAUUUGAAACUCAGGGUUGAUCAAGCAUUAGCAGAUUGGCUCAAUGAAUACUAUCAACUUGAGUUUUUGCCUCCGAACGACGGCGGAUCAUCUCUCAUCAGCAAUUUCAAUAGCUACAUCGAGUCUGAGCAAGAUACAAAAUUCCAUUGUCAAUCGCACAACUUUCGUUUAAAAUCUAUAAGAGACACAGGUUGGCUGUACAAUAGAUUGGGAAGGUGCGGUGACUAUGGCGAAUCUCCAGAUGAUUUCCGUUCUCGCUGCUUCAGUUAUUUGAGUAUGCUCACCCAAUUUUAUCAAGACUCUCAAUCUUCAGAUAAAGGCAAGAAUACAGUUGUUUUUGUUGUAUCACACGGCGCUGUGAUUUCGAUGUUCCUGCAGAUAAUCACAGCCAAAUCUUUGUUCAGCGAGAUACCUCUUUGCACACCAAUAUACCUGAAGCGCAAUGAUACAAAAAUGACGUAUUCUCUGGUUGACUACGAUUUCAAUCUUAGUUCAAUUUUAGGAUCUCUGAAUGAAGGUGAACUACUUCCACUUUUACGCACAGAAUUUCUUUUAGGAGCGAGCUCUGGCAAUUACGAUCAGCAUGGCAGCUGGGAUGUUGAGAGAUCGACUGCUGUUUAUCACAGCUCUCAAAGUCAGAGAAAACGGAGCAGGACAAUUAACAUAGCACGUACCAAGUCUUCAGAACAAUUGAAUGGGAAUUUACCAUUAAGGCAAGUCAAAUCAUCAAAACAUUUACAACUUCUGAACAAGGAUACCAAUCAGACCAAAAUAUUGGAUUUGAAUAAACUAGAGGGUUUUCUUGGAGUUGAUUCUGACUCUGAUGAUGAGACAUUAGAGGGGGCAUACUUGAGAAAUGACGCUUCAGCUAGAGCCUCGUCAGUCAACGUAUCCUCAUUAUUAUCGAAAAAAAAUGUACAGCAGAUUUCCAAUAGAGAAGAAGGAGCGUGCGACAAGGAAUUCAAAGCUGAAGCCUGCGAGAAGACAGAUCAAUCAAAAUAUUUUCUCUUUGAUCGAGACUUUGAACACGGAGAAGUUACAAGCUGCUCCACUUCUAUAAGGGAAAAGCUGCAUACUUCUACAUUCGACAGAGUGAAAACUAUGAGUGUUGACCAAAGUGUCUUCUCAAAAACAAGAGGAGAGACGAAGUUGAACUUUACCAAUUUUGCGUUCCCGGGUGGCUUGAAUGAUACAGAGUUAGAUCAUUAUGAUCUACAGAAAAUUCCAGAUCACGACAUAAGAUCAUCACGUCCGUUGAAUUACUCAGUUCGGGAUAUACUAUUCGCACAAAUUGAACAUGUCGACAAAGUUGAUGAAGAGUAUAGUUGGUUGGGGGAGAACAAGGAUAAGCCAGUAUCGGGCUGA
Ogataea philodendri is the source of this 1680-nucleotide messenger RNA. RefSeq lists its product as uncharacterized. The record is from RefSeq and is a predicted model, not a curated record. Bases 1 to 1680 code for a protein of 559 amino acids. The transcript has a single exon. Lineage: Eukaryota; Fungi; Ascomycota; Pichiomycetes; Pichiales; Pichiaceae.